This is a messenger RNA of Eurytemora carolleeae, 2852 nucleotides long. RefSeq names its product facilitated trehalose transporter Tret1-2 homolog. Gene Ontology annotation, molecular function: transmembrane transporter activity. The transcript is spliced from 23 exons. Gene Ontology annotation, cellular component: membrane. The coding region runs from base 213 to 2360 and encodes 715 amino acids. NCBI's taxonomy places the organism in Eukaryota, Metazoa, Arthropoda, Copepoda, Calanoida, Temoridae. The record is from RefSeq and is a predicted model, not a curated record. Gene Ontology annotation, biological process: transmembrane transport.
UUAAAGACCGCGGCACAAAUUAUUUAAAUUCGGCCUCAGAUUAUGCAUGACAAAUAUCUUUAAAGAGGUUUAAUGUUAUCUAGAGAACUUUUUUGUUUUUUAGAUUUAGUUGGUUCUUUAGAGGAAAACCUUCCUAAAAUUUAGAUCCUUCGAUCAAUGCAAUGUCAUGGCUUGAAAUCUACUAACCCUUGUGAAGACUGAAACCUUCUAAUAUGUCUUCACAGAAAAACGGAGCGGUGGCUUUCAUGAACCCCGAAGAAACAGAAACCCAAGAAACUCAGUUUAGAACCAGAAAUGAGUCAGAAACGUGCAGUUCAGGUUUUCCUGGGUGUCAAAGUGAUAUCAAUCGAAACAAAACAAGAGUUAGGAAAGAAACAGAUAAAAUUCUUGAGAGUGAGUGCAGUGCGUUCAACGGAGAAGAGUUUAAAACACGCAGUCAGAUCAUUCUCAAGAUGAUGUACUUUUUUCAAGUUUUGCCAUUUUAUCUUCUCCAGUUCUGUUCUGGAAUGAGCGUAGGUUACCCGAGUAUAUUAGUUCCUCAGCUAAUAGCUUCAAAUUCUACAGGAUUGAUAUUAGAUGAUUCAAGUAAGGGUUGGAUAGUCAGUCUGGAUUAUGUGAUGACAGCAUUGAUUGCCCUUAUAUCUGGCCAGCUUCAGACGAUGUUUGGACCAAAGAAGACUAGCUUACUCGCAUGUUUUCCUAUCUGCUUGUCUUGGUUUCUAAUGGCUGUAGCUCCAAACAUGCCGACCAUUUUAACAAGCAGGCUCCUUGUCGGUCUUGGUAACGGUAUCUUGACAUCAUCAGUCUACAUCGUUGAAGUUGUAUCUCCGGAUAACAGAGGCUCGGUUGUCAUGAUCGAAACAGCAUUUCGAAGUCUAGGCAUGAUUUUCGUCUAUUUGAUGGGAGCCCUAAUGGACUGGCAAACACUAGCCUGGAUUGUGGUACCUAUACCUAUAGUUGCGCUAAUAUAUGGACUUUUCAUUCCUGAAUCACCAAUCUACCUUUCACAGAGAAAAGGUUACACUCAGUUGGAGGAUGAUGCUCCCCCUCAGAACAUAUCUUGGAAGGAAACUAAGCACUCCCUCCAUCAUACAAUCCAAAUGUUUAAAAGAAGGGAGGUUAUUUGUCCCUUACUACUCCUAUUUGUAGUCCUUGUUGCCCAGCAAUGCUCUGCAAUGAAGGUGAUCCAGGGAUAUGCAGUAGAGAUAUUUGCAGAUGUAUUUAGCAAUGAAAAAAGCGGAGUCAAAGAAGGACAGUCUGUAGACACGGAUGCUUACUGGUCGGCUGUUAUCAUGGGUUCUGUCAGAUUAGUUGCAACUCUUUUAGCGGCUAAGUACAUUAGAAACUUUGGACGGAAAACGAUGUAUUUCCUCUCAGCAUUUCUAACCAUAGUGUUCGAGAUUGCUUUUGGUUUUAUAGACUUCUUUAACCUCGGAGCUAGAUUUAAGGCUUUACCGAUAAUCAUCAUUUCAUGUCAAGUCUUCUCUCUUCAACUUGGAGUUCAAACCUUUCCUAACCUACUUUCAGCAGAACUGUUUCCCAACGAUGCAAGAGCUCGCUGCAAAGGAUUGGUUAGAGCAGUUUCAUCUCUGAUGUCAUUUGCCAUGCUAAAGAUUUUUCCUUAUCUAGAAACCCAUUUCGGCCUUCAUGGAAGCUUCUGGACGUUGGCCGCCAUCUUGAUUCUCUCUCUUCCAGUUAUCUUUAUUUUUGUCCCAGAACCCAAGGAUAUCUCCUUGGAUGAAGUAGGACAGUUCUUUCUCCCUGCCAAGACAAUCUUUUAUUCGCAUAUACUCUCAUCAGAAGAAAUAGUGACACCAACUCCGGAGGAGAGCUUUGGUCGAAUCCGAAUGAUUGAAAACUGUUUUGGAAGCGCUGGAAGGAGAAUACAAGCAGAUCAUAGAAUACUGUUAGCGGAGGGUAUGCUGAGUAAAAAGAGUCAUGGGAAAACAAGAAGACGACAUUUCUUUCUUUUUAAUGACAUCCUGAUGUGGGGAUCCGUCCUGAGGGAAAAUCUUAACUUGAUCAGACAAAAAAUAGAAAAGCUUGAGAAUAUCCAAGUAGAGGAUAUCAAGGGUUCUAUAGCAUGGAGGAUUAUUACGCCAGGUAAAACUUUUCUGCUUGAAGCUACCUGUGAAGCGGAAAAACUUCAAUGGAUGAUGUUGAUUCACUACGCCAAGUUGGGUCGAGAGAAAACUGCAUCUACGCAAACAUCAUCAAUAGCGGAUACCCCCAAAAAAAUCCUUAAGGAAGACCCUGUGAUUCACUACGCAAAUAUUGCGACCAAUACUUCAAAUCUAGCAGUGAAUCAACUAUACCAAAUGUAUGAAAACGAAUCAAUCAAGAAAAUAUCGAAGAAAUAGUAGAUUUAUUCAUUAGUUUCUUAUAUGAUGAAUAUUGAUUUUACAGUCAUGAAAUUCUUUAAAUUUAAGAUUUUAUUCGAAUUUUAUAAUUUUAAAAUAAAAGUUUUAUUCCGCCUGGAAUAGUCCGUAUAUAGUAAAUUAUAAAAUUAAAAAAAUAGUUUUUUUCCUCUCAUAUUUCAGUAAGUUGCAUCUUAUGCAUGUGCUUGAUGUUCAUUUAUAAAUUACGCUUGAAAGUAAUUAUUUAAAAUCUCUUUAAGAGGAAAUGGGGAAAGAUUAGAUCUCAAAUUCAAGUACGCUUCAAGGCUAGGCUUUUCAUCAUUUUAAAUCAUGAAUUUAAAACUUAUACGUUUAAAGAUCAAAUCUUAAAAUUAAUUUAAUGGUUUAAUAAUUUGAUACUUAAGCAGAUCUUAUUGUUUUAUGUACAAACAUUACAGUGAUUAUUGUUGAAUAAUGAUAAAUUUAAAAAUUAUUGAAUACUGUUACAUAUUAAAA